Messenger RNA from Meriones unguiculatus (Mongolian gerbil), 4411 nucleotides. RefSeq names its product phosphatidylinositol transfer protein cytoplasmic 1 (gene Pitpnc1). Gene Ontology annotation, molecular function: phosphatidylinositol binding; phosphatidylinositol transfer activity. The transcript has 9 exons. The record is from RefSeq and is a predicted model, not a curated record. Lineage: Eukaryota; Metazoa; Chordata; Mammalia; Rodentia; Muridae. Gene Ontology annotation, biological process: phospholipid transport. Gene Ontology annotation, cellular component: cytoplasm. Bases 799 to 1797 code for a protein of 332 amino acids.
ACUCUCCAGUCGCGGCGAGGUGGCUGCAAACUCACGGGCACGCACGGCGCUCGCCGAGCCGAGGGACCCGGGGGAGGGGACGUGCGCAAGGAGCUGGCAGCUCCCCGCCGAGGUUGAAGACACCGGGGGCCCUGGGCAGGGCAGAGCGCUGGCGGCCGCGGCUUCCCCUUUCUCUCACCGCCGAGCUCCGGAGAGACUCGGGGACUGGCCCUAAAAAAGAGCAGGAAAUCUUGUUUACCGCCCGGGGAGAGGAGCCCAUCGAGCCUUUGUUUGGAAAGUCAGCAUCGCCGGCUCCCGCGGCACUGUGUUCCUGGUGACAUUAGCCAGGGUAGACGGGUCGGAGGAAAAGGGGGGCUCGCCAGGUUCGGCUCUGCCUUCGGAGGAGGAUCCGGAGGGUUACUUUUGUGCAUUUGUUUGAAUUCGCGGAGAUCUGUUUCCCACCCCCUUGCCUCUCUCUCGCCCGCCGCCGGGCAUGUCCUGAUCUGGUGGCCGCGCCUACUAGCCCGGGGCUGCUGAGCCGAGCCGUCUUCCGCGGGUCUCCCCUCCCUCAGUCCCUGACUUUGCACUACCGGGAGGGCUGAUCUCUGCGAGCAGGGAGGCGGGGGAGUCGCAGACGCCGGGACCCGAAGCCUGACAUGCUCCGGGGCGGACCGGAGGCAGCCGGGAGGAGCUGAGCGCAGCGCCGAGACCGCUUCGCCCGCCCGCCGGCUCGCAGCGCCUUCGCCCUCGGCUGGGCGCCAGCCUCGCUCGUCUGCUGGGACGUCCCCUCCUCUCCCGGGGUCCGGGGCCGGCAGGACCAUGCUGCUGAAGGAGUACCGAAUCUGCAUGCCGCUCACCGUGGAGGAGUACAAAAUCGGACAGCUGUACAUGAUCAGCAAACACAGCCAUGAGCAGAGUGACCGGGGAGAAGGGGUGGAGGUCGUGCAGAAUGAGCCCUUUGAGGACCCUCACCAUGGCAACGGGCAGUUCACCGAGAAGCGAGUGUAUCUCAACAGCAAACUGCCUAGCUGGGCUAGAGCUGUUGUUCCCAAAAUAUUUUAUGUGACCGAGAAGGCGUGGAAUUAUUACCCGUACACAAUCACAGAAUACACAUGUUCCUUUCUGCCGAAAUUCUCCAUCCAUAUAGAAACCAAGUACGAAGACAACAAAGGAAGCAACGACAGUAUUUUUGACAAUGAGGCCAAAGACCUGGAGAGAGAAGUGUGCUUUAUCGACAUCGCCUGUGAUGAAAUUCCAGAACGCUACUACAAAGAAUCCGAGGAUCCUAAACACUUCAGGUCCGAGAAGACAGGCCGGGGGCAGCUCCGAGAAGGCUGGCGAGAUAACCAUCAGCCCAUCAUGUGCUCCUACAAGCUGGUGACCGUCAAGUUCGAGGUGUGGGGCCUGCAGACCCGAGUGGAACAGUUUGUGCACAAGGUGGUCCGAGACAUCUUGCUGAUUGGACACAGGCAGGCCUUCGCGUGGGUUGACGAGUGGUACGACAUGACAAUGGAUGAGGUGCGAGAGUUCGAGAGAGCCACGCAGGAAGCCACCAACAAGAAGAUCGGCGUGUUCCCGCCUGCCAUUUCCAUCUCCAGCAUGGCCCUGCUGCCCUCGUCCGUGCGCAGCGCGCCUUCCAGCGCCCCGUCCACCCCGCUCUCCACCGACGCACCCGAGUUCCUGGCCAUCCCCAAAGACCGGCCCCGGAAGAAGUCCGCCCCAGAGACGCUCACGCUUCCAGACCCGGAGAAAAAAGCCACCCUCAAUUUACCCGGCGCCUACUCUUCCGAAAAGCCAUGUCGGCCCAAGUCAGAGUAACUUCACGUGAACAUCCCAUUGGGUCCCAUCUUUUCAUUUGAGGCUUUUUUUUUUUUUUUUUUUGACUCCUCUGGUAGAGGAAAAGACUGCCUCGUCGCUCAGAUGUGCUCUUUGAUCUCGGAUUGUGCAUGUGGUUUCAAUAAUUUCACAGAUAGCAAGAAUCCCUCACGGGCGUUGAGGUGUUAAGACUUGGAACGAAACGGGAGGGGCUGGGGACGGGGCUCAGGGGGUAGAAUGCGGCUGCAGCUUGCGUGAAGCCCUGGGUUCCAUCCCCGGCAAUGGUAGACUAGGCAGGAGGAUCAGAAGUUAAAGGUCAGCCUCAGCUGUGUAGUUUGAGGCCAGCCUUGGUUAUAGGAGACCCUGUCUGGAAAACAAACAACACCAACAACAAACCCACAGAAUCAUCUAUACCUUUAGAUGUGGGCGAGGGAGGAGGCCUGGUUUUGGGGGGAGGCCUCCAUGUGUUUGAUGUGGGCCUCGACAGUCAACAGGUGAAUAGAUGGAAAAACAUGAAGCUGGUUUUUUGGUAAGGUGUGGUAAAGUAACGAAGUCAGUUUCCUCCCAUCAAACCUGAAAUUCUCAACAACAACAACAAAAAUACUCUCAGGUAUCAUAUACCUAAUUGUUCAAUUUUGGACUGCUGACCACCAAUACUUGAACUCCAGUUGCUAUCAAUAUUCCUACUUUGAUUAGUCUGACUCAGGAUUUGGGGCCUAAUUAACUUCUUAAAUUUUUGAAAAUUUUAAUGACCAACUUCUAGGAGGCUCCGAGUGCAAUUAAUGAUAACUUCUUUAUACCUUUUCACAAAAUUUAAUAAAGAGCCCAUCUGUUCUGUCUCUUAGCUUCCCCUUCCGUGCCCUGGUGGCUUCUCAGAUCCUUCACACUUGCCUGCAUGACCGUGACCACAGCUGGUACGAUGUGGGAUGUUUUGGAAACUGAGAGCCCCAGGGGAAACAAGCGUCCGCUCUUUAGGUUCCGACAAAGCUUGACCCGUGAGCUUCCAUCAUUCAUUCCGAUCCUCAGAAGUUUCAGUGAGCUAAAUAGAAUUCAUUGGCAAUCUCCCACUUAUGGAGGCUCAGCGGGGACUGCCUGGGUUCACCCACUGCUGGAAGGUCUGGUGUCUGAACCAUGCAAAAGAGAACCCUCCCCUCCUGGCUUACUCUUGGGAGCACCCAGACAUCCCCGGUAUGGGUACCCAUCACCAAGCUUUUUCCUUCCUUACAAUACGGGGGGCCAGGGCGUAGAGUUCUUGCCUAACAUGUAGGAGGCCCUGGGUUCGCACUCUGCAAAAAUAAGAAAAUAAAAUAAGAAAACAAUCCAAAUAUCGGCAAUGUCUCAGGAAUCCAGUAAACACAGCUAAGUGGAAGGAGGCAGAGAGUAGGACCACUGACUCCUGUUUGGACAGAGGCGUAGUCGUGUCCUCUCGCUCUCAUCACUGAAAGAAGUGGGAAUGCAUCUCAGAGUCCCGGCCAACUGCUGCCAAGGUCAGACACCAAGGUGGCAGAAAGAGAGACCUGUCCCGUUGCACCUCACUGCCUUUAAACCCACGAGGAGAGGAAGCAGAGGGUCAGCAUUGAACGAGAGGUGGCUGGGGAGCUCCAGAGCCCGAGUCCUCACCGUCCUUCCUGACCGUGCCCUCUAACCUCACAAAGGAAUCGACCCCCAACACAGACCCCAAAGGAGACAGAACGGACCAGGGAGUCUGUUCUCCCUCCCUGGCACCUCCCUCCCGUAGACCCUGCCCAAACCCUCUCUUGAGAGUUCCAUGUCUCCUGGGUCCAAGCCCUCUCCCAAGGCACAGGUGCUGCGGCCCCCUCAAGCCCAGCUCCAAAGUGCUUAGAGUGUCUAGAUCAUUUCUUUUUUCUAUAGGUGGACGUCAUGCCCAGCGCUCAAAAGAGAGCAAUUGCAAAUAGCUUAGUGUGACAGCCAGCGUAACAGUGCAUCUUUUCCUUAAGGUGAGAGCACCUUAGUAGGGUCCCCUUCUUUGCAUGGUAUGGAAGCAUGAAUCUUGCUUGUGGGAAAACUUAACCUUUUCUCGAACCCUUUGGACUUCUCAGUGGUUCCCUCUCCACGCAGCUGUACUCAAUGAGAAUAUCUGGCUUUAAAAAAAAAAAAAAAAAAAAAGGCAAACUUCCACUUUCAGAAGGCUUGGAGAUCAUGUAUGUUAUCUGCUUACCAAUUGCAAGCUGAUGUGGGCUGGGGCAGGCUCUUUGGUUUGCGUGUAGUGCAGAAUUGAUUCUGUGCGGGUGGCUAGACCACCUGGCACCUGUUUUUCCAUUAAUACUGUGCCACUUUACCUUGGCUCUGUCUGCUUCUCUUGUCAAGGUCACCGGUCUGGCUCACUUUCAGAAGCUACUUUCCGAUCCCCUCUUUUGCAAGCUCUCAUUCCUCUGGAGUCGGCCCGGCGCCUUUGACACCAGUUGCAGCGCUAACCUAUGCUAGUGUCAUUUGUAACCAACACAUGUGUGUUCAGUUUUUCUGUCUACAUGUGGUUUGUGUUUGUAAAUAGGGAAGGGGUGGGAUUCUGGAUAUGUCUCACUAGCUGCUUUGACUAUUUAAUAUUUAAUUCAGUCACCGCAAAGCAUAAAUGACCUCAGUAUUUUCUGAGUCUUGA